Messenger RNA from Rattus rattus (black rat), 698 nucleotides. It is a transcript of the gene Rpl30, whose product is annotated as ribosomal protein L30. The coding region runs from base 116 to 463 and encodes 115 amino acids. Gene Ontology annotation, cellular component: cytosolic large ribosomal subunit. Gene Ontology annotation, molecular function: RNA binding; structural constituent of ribosome. The transcript is spliced from 5 exons. The record is from RefSeq and is a predicted model, not a curated record. NCBI's taxonomy places the organism in Eukaryota, Metazoa, Chordata, Mammalia, Rodentia, Muridae.
AAUCCUCUGUCCGCCUAGAAGAGCUUUGCAUUGUGGGAGCUCCUUCCUUUCUCGCUCCCCGGCCAUCUUGGCGUCUGAUCUUGGUUGGGGCUUGUCCCGCACCUAAGGCAAGAGGAUGGUGGCUGCAAAGAAGACGAAAAAGUCUCUGGAGUCAAUCAACUCUAGGCUCCAACUUGUUAUGAAAAGUGGAAAGUACGUGCUGGGGUACAAACAGACUCUGAAGAUGAUCAGACAAGGCAAAGCGAAAUUGGUUAUCCUCGCCAACAACUGUCCAGCUUUGAGGAAAUCUGAAAUAGAAUACUAUGCCAUGUUGGCUAAAACUGGUGUCCAUCACUACAGUGGCAAUAACAUUGAAUUGGGCACAGCGUGUGGAAAAUACUACAGAGUAUGCACACUGGCUAUCAUUGACCCAGGUGAUUCUGAUAUUAUUAGAAGCAUGCCAGAACAGACUGGUGAGAAGUAAACAAGAAAGUUUUCCUUUAAUAAAACUUUGCCAGAGCUCCUUUUAAAAAAUAUGGUGUCUGGGUUUCUUCUUGUUUGGCUUUCUUGAAACCACUGGCAAGACUUGGGUGAAAGUUAUACUGCCUGGUUUCCAUUUUGCUGGGGUUUUGUUAAAAGAUUGUACACUGUUUAUCAUUAUGCAAAAUGUGUUUCUGAGUAUAUUUCGGGUAUUGAAAUACACAUUUGUGUUGAUCUAA